This is a messenger RNA of Penicillium waksmanii, 576 nucleotides long. RefSeq names its product RNA recognition motif domain eukaryote. Lineage: Eukaryota; Fungi; Ascomycota; Eurotiomycetes; Eurotiales; Aspergillaceae. The record is from RefSeq and is a predicted model, not a curated record. The transcript is spliced from 3 exons. The coding region runs from base 1 to 576 and encodes 191 amino acids.
AUGAACGGCGACACUUACUCUUCCAGAGAUUCUGGGCGCCCGCGCGAUUACUACCGCGACGAGCGACGUGAUAGAGACCGAGGUGACCGGGGAGAUCGCAGUGAGCGACCAGAGAGAGGAGAGCGCCGGCGCUCGCGUUCGCCUCACCACGGCUCCCGAGGUGGCUCGCGCCGCGAACACGAAGCCAACUCCUACUCAUCCAGCCGCGACUACCGUGCCCGUGAGCGUGAAGACCGCUACUCCGGCAGACGCGAAGAGCGUGAUUGGGACCGAGGCGACCGCGGUGACAGAGCUGAGCGUGGUGGUGGCGGUGGUGGUGAUCGCCGACGACGUGACUUCGAUGACAGACCCCGACGAGACUUGUUUGAGGAUCGACCCCGACGUGGUGGCGGCGAUCGGGACCGUGGUGGCCGGGACCGCGGCGAUCGCGGCGGUGGUGACAGAAGGGAGCAACCGAAAAGGAGCCCUUCACCUCCGCGGAAGAAGGAGCCCACUCCCGAUUUGACCGACGUCCCUUCCAUCCUGGAUCGCAAGCGUCGCCUUACUCAAUGGGAUAUCAAGCCCCCCCGGAUAUGA